UCUUGUCUGCUCUCUAGCUCUCCUGUGUCUCCUGCCGAGCCCCCUGAUCUCACCGAGUUAUCUCAAGUUCCCACAGAGUACUGGGAUCUCAAGGAGGUAUUCAGCAAGAGCAGGGCCGCCGUUCUUCCUCCGCACCGGGCCUACGACUGUGCCAUCGACUUGCUCCCUGGGACUACCCCUCCUCGUGGCAGACUGUUUUCACUCUCUCAGCCAGAACGCAAGGCCAUGGAGGAAUACCUCAAAGAUGCCCUGGUCUCUGGGUUUAUUCGACCCUCCACUUCACCUGCUGGAGCCGGCUUCUUCUUUGUCGGCAAGAAGGAUGGGGGGCUCCGACCAUGUAUUGAUUACAGGGGCCUGAAUAAGAUCACUGUGCGCAACCGAUAUCCCCUUCCGCUGAUGUCCACAGCUUUCGACCUGCUCCAAGGCGCCACCGUCUUCACCAAGUUGGACCUACGGAACGCAUACCACCUCAUCCGUAUCCGACAGGGAGACGAGUGGAAGACUGCCUUUAACACCCCGUCUGGGCACUACGAAUACCAGGUGAUGCCCUUCGGACUCACCAACGCACCAGCUGUUUUUCAGGCCCUAAUCAACGACGUCCUAAGGGACAUGAUUAACCUAUACGUUUUUGUCUACCUCGACGACAUCCUUAUCUUUUCCAAGACCGUGCAGGAGCACCGCCACCAUGUCCGCCAGGUUCUCCAGAGGCUGCUACAGAACAAUCUGUUCGCCAAGGCCCAGAAAUGCGAAUUUCAUGUUCCCGAGGUCUCCUUUCUGGGAUUUAUUGUACGGACAGGCCAACUCCAAAUGGACCCUGCCAAGACCCUGGCCGUCCAGGAUUGGCCUACUCCCAAGUCCGUUAAGGAGGUUCAGCGGUUCUUAGGAUUCGCUAACUUCUACCGCAAGUUCAUCAGGAACUUCAGUUCUGUGGCAGCACCCAUGUCAGACCUCACCAAAGGGACAGGUGGAUCUUAUGGCUGGUCUCCUCAGGCAGAAAAGGCGUUCAAAGACCUCAAGGACCGCUUCUGCACGGCACCCAUUCUGGUUCUCCCGGACACCUCCCAACCAUUCAUCGUGGAGGUGGACGCCUCGGACAGUGGUGUCGGCGCGGUGCUCUCUCAACGUUCGGAAGGAAAGCUGCACCCCUGCGCUUACUUCUCCCACCGCCUGAGUCCUGCUGAGUCCCGGUACGAUGUGGGGGAUCGAGAACUGCUAGCGGUCAAACUGGCCCUUGAGGAGUGGAGGCACUGGCUGGAGGGAGCACAACAUCCAUUCCUGGUUUGGACUGACCACAAGAACCUGGAGUACCUCCAGCAAGCCAAGAGUGUUCUCACUCAGGACAAAAGUCGUUGGUCUGUGAAAUAUCCUGAUAAUCCGAUCUGUGCUGUGAAAGGAUUCAGUGUCUCCAUUCCCUGCAGUUAUUAUUAUCCAACAUCAAGUCCCAAUAUUCAGUUGAGGAAAAAGCUUUGGUGCUCGAUGAACUCAAACACAGGCACGUGUGUAAACCCUCCAUAUGUUUAUGACAGCUCAUCAAACACCAGCUCAGACUUUGAGUACGCUGGAGACGACAAAUCAAACUGCACUUUAUUAAUCCACAAUCUACAGUUCAGUUAUUCUGGAGAGUACAGAUUCAAAUUUAUAACUGCUAAUCCUGAUGUCAGAUGGAUAGGUGUUCCUGGAGCGACUCUACAAGUUGCAGAUUUAAAGGUGUCACUAAUCAGGCUCAGUGGAAACGGGACCCUUAAACAAGGAGACUCGUUAAAUCUGACGUGUGAUGUGAACUGCACACACAGUUCCUCACAGUUCAUGUGGUCUAAGAACAACAAGCUCUUACCUGAAUCAGGACCCAUUCUUCACUUUCCUGCUCUAACCGUGAGGGAUUCUGGGAAUUACACCUGCACUUGGAAAACCAACGUGACAUCAGGAUCUGAAACAAUCAGCCUUCACGUCGAGGGUGGGUGGCUGAUAAAUUAUGGGACACCGAUCUGUGCUGUGAGAGGAUUCAGUGUCUCCAUUCCCUGUAGUUAUUAUUAUCCAACAUCAAAUCCCAAUAUUCAGUUGAGGAAAAAGUUUUGGUGCUCAGUGAACUCAAACAGAGACAGGUGUUUAAACCCUCCGUAUGUUUAUGACAGCUCAUCAAACACCAACUCAGACUUUGAGUACGCUGGAGACGACAAAUCAAACUGCACUUUAUUAAUCCGCAAUCUACAGUUCAGUUAUUCUGGAGAGUACAGAUUCAGAUUUAUAACUGCUAAUCCUGAUGGCAAAUGGACAGGUGUUCCUGGAGUGACUCUACAAGUUGCAGAUUUAAAGGUGUCACUAAUCAGGCUCAGUGGAAACGGGACCCUUAAACAAGGAGACUCGUUAAAUCUGACGUGUGAUGUGAACUGCACACACAGUUCCUCACAGCUCAUGUGGUCGAAGAACAACGAGCUCUUACCUGAAUCAGGACCCGUUCUUCACUUUCCUGCUCUAACCGUGAGGGAUUCUGGGAAGUACACCUGCACUUGGAAAACCAACGUGACAUCAGGAUCUGAAACGACCAGCCUUCACGUCGAGGGUGAAAAUCCUGAUCAAUGGUUAAUCUGGAUCAUUGUCUCGGUAUCAGUUGGAGUGAUUUUCAUCGUCUCAGUCAUCGUAGGAGCUGUGAUUUAUAUCAGGAGGUUUCUGAGCGAUUGCAGGAGUGUCCACACUGAGCAGCAGAAGAAGGAGGACAGUGCUGAUAUCUACGUUAACGUCCAAGAGAACGAGGAUGGUGCUAAUAUCUACGCGAAUGUCCAGAAGGAGGAGGACGGUGAUGGUAUCUAUGCUAAUGUGUAGCAGCAAAGAGCUGAUCACAGUUUCACACUUCACACUCAGCUUAAAGUCUUCGACUUGUGAAUUUCCUCUGUGAGCUGAAAAAGAACGUUACACAGCACAUACACUUCCUGUGUGUUAGGUUUAUAUAAGUAUUAUUCUUGACCAAGAAGGCAGUAAUUUAUUAAAAUGGUGACAAAAUUAAGGAUUAACUUAAGGUUCAGUUAAACUUAAGGUUCAGUUAAAAAUGACCUUCUGUCUCGGCUGGACAUUGUUUGGGAACAUUUUGUUUAUUUUUUGAUAUGAAUGUGUAUUUUGAUCAGAGAGGUGUCUGAAAGAUUCACCAAGGUCUGUUUUGGUGUCAGAUCGACCCACACACACUCUGAAAUGGUAGAAUUAAGGUUCAUGUUUGUUAAUUCAUGUUUAGUUGAAACUUAGGUUUAUAGCUUCUUAAAAGCUUGAAAUAUACUAUGGUAGUGAUUUGGAUCCCGUAAUUAAUGAAUGCAUUCCGUGAUUAAUGUUAGUUUUAUAGUUUUAGAUUAGUUUCAUAAUGACAUUAUAAUUAUAGUUAAGAUCUUAUGAUUCUAAGGGUUUUUAGUUUAAAAGCAUUAACCUAAUUUAGUUAUGAGUUUAAUCCUGUUAGUUGUUUAAUUGUUCUCUCUCUUUCAGACAUAUUCUCAUUGUUCUUAUG
Neoarius graeffei (lesser salmon catfish) is the source of this 3487-nucleotide messenger RNA. RefSeq lists its product as uncharacterized. Bases 226 to 2820 code for a protein of 864 amino acids. The record is from RefSeq and is a predicted model, not a curated record. The transcript has 9 exons. NCBI's taxonomy places the organism in Eukaryota, Metazoa, Chordata, Actinopteri, Siluriformes, Ariidae.